ACGCAAGAACGCCCAAGGGGCGUGUCCCAGAGCGCAUAGCGGAGAGCUGGUGCGCGCUCUUGGUCCACUAUUACGCAUCACUAACUUCUCAUUGUCACCCAUCCAGGAGCAGCGCCAUGCUGUGUUUCUCUUCCAUGUAACAAGACCCACGAGAGCACUCUUUUAAAACACGUUGCCUCCCAAGACCUACCCAGAUUGGAGAAGAUUGUGUAGUCUUGUGCAGUUGCGUGGAGCACCUUGGUCAUGGGCGCGCACCAAUGGAGCUCUGCGCUUCUCGGAUCUGUUCUGUCACUGUGCGGAUGUUUGGCCUUAUUGUGCGGGUUGACGGUGCCCCGAGUGGAGGCCGGCUGCCGAGAGCGGGACAGCCCCAACUGCUGCACCGGCCGGAACAACGACUGCUUCGAGUACACCAGGAGAAAGACGGUAUGCUACUGCGACACCUAUUGUCACAAAACCGGAGACUGCUGCGACGACUACCAGAGUGUGUGCCAAAUUUCUGCAGCCAUUGACUGUGCGGUAGGCUCAUGGGGCCCCUGGUCGUCAUGCACGUCUCCAUGUGGGGUAGGCAGCACCGAAAGGAGCCGCCAAGUGUCUGUCCCGCCUCGAAAUGGGGGAAUGCCUUGCCCGGAUCUCAAACAGCGCCGCGGGUGCUUCGGAAACAACGAAAUAUGCAGUUCGGCGAAAGAGGUUGCAAAGAUCCUUCCGGAUUCCUUCAAGAGGAACUUUAAGGACCCUUGGAGGAGGCCUCACAUGCUGCUGAAAGAGGAGAAGGCCAGCUACUGUGUAUAUAUGAGGUUGAAACAAGCUAGUGCGGCGUGCAAACUUAAACUGUGGAGUGCCCAGCUGGUGAGAGAGAGGCUGGUGUGCGCAGAAUGCCAGAGUGAUGCUAUGUCCAAGUCAGACCGGUGUGGAGGAGACGGCCUUGAAGGCACCAGAACCUUCUGGUCAGCAGCUUCCGCCGUAGGCUGCCACGGGUCGUGGGUGCGAGAGUCGUCGUCCAAAGGCUGCCGAUGUCCCUCCUACUCUGUCCUAUUUGUGUGAGCAGCCAUGUCACCAGCACACGUCCACGUCGAAGGACCACAUUGUCUUCAGCAGCUUCUGCUAAACAGUGCAGAGCCCUGCCAGUCAAGACACCCCCCCUCCAAUCCAGAAUUCCUGGAUGGGUUUACUCAAGGAGAUCAGCCGCAUCCUGCCACUUUUUUUUUAAAUCUUUCACCUCAUACUCUGCACUGUAUUGCUUACUACGCACGCAGCUAAUCUUGCUAAAAUCUUUCAGAUGAUUUUACUGCCACCCUUUCUCCUCAAAAGCACAACAACCUCUGUAUACUGUGUAUUUUUACCUCUCUGCUAUCUACCUCCAUAAAUGCAACUGCGUUUUGAUCAUGCGUCACGUAUAAAUAUGCAAAAUAUAUAUAUCAUUUAGCUUUAUACAUUUUCUACUCUUAAUUGCCACGUGUCGUGUAAUCUAGAGACACGUUUUUUUUUUUUUUUGUAUCGAGAUGUUUUUACACCAAACAGCAGUGACUCCGCUCCGAUUAAGCCCCGAUUGACUGCUUCUUUGCUCAACGUUUUGCUCUCCAUGUCACUACUUUGAAAAAUGUAAAACGAGUGUUCAGCACAGUAUAAAUAAGAGCCUCAAGUAGCAAAGAGGAAGUUAUCGUGACCACAGACCAGCGUCUGUUUUCUGGUCAACAUAAUUAUCAAAAAAAACAAAAACAAACAGACACAAAAAAUUACAACACGAUAUAUAGCGCAACGUCGACAAUGUCUUGGUUUGAAAAGACUCUCCUCCCAGGUGCAAGCUAUAAACAGUCUUCACUGUGUCUUGUCACUGGUCAUCAAGGGUGAGUACACGAUUUAUUGUUUUUAAUGUUUUAUUUUAACAGCUUUUGACUUCUUUGUCCACAAAGAAUGUCAAAAUGUAAAAUGUGCGGCGAGUAGUGAUUAUGCUUAAUCGUUCUCUUUUGAAAAAGAACAAAAGGUUGACAUACAGUGGUGCCUUGCGAUUCGACUUAGGGAACUUAUGGCUUUUUGUAGAAAGAUCAAUGUACAAAAUGAACAUAACAACAUUCACAGGCAUAUGUUUUUUAUCCUCUGUGAAGAAUGACUAAUAUUACUGCAUCUUACUGAGGAACCGAAGACCAUCUCCAUGUUUAGUCUGAACAAAAUAUAAAUUCUGACUAUUUUUGUGGUCAGUCUUUUUGUCUGAGCAAAGGGAGCAAGCAGCACAAUGUCCAUGUCCAACUGAGAUGUGACAAAAACGAUUUAAUUUCCAUUCCGCUUUUUUUUUAAAGUACCGGUACAAUAUUCUAGAUUUAUAUUUUUCUUAUUAAAAAUUCAGUACAAACAUUUGAUUUUUGCUGUUUUCCUUUUAGGAGGCUGAAACAUAUUGAUGGCAUUUCCAGUUCUGAGAUUGCUUGCAGUCCAAAAAAAACCCAGCCUAACUUAUCUCAAGGUGCCACUGUAUGUGGAAAACAACGGUCAAAUUGUAAAGAGAAAACAUUCUAAGGUAACCUGACUAUAAUCAAUACUUAUUUCUGUCAGUCUUUUUCACUGUUGAAGAUGACAACGGUUAUGAUUCCUUUUUCGUUUUAAAAUAGCAGUUAGCAUAAUUUUCCACUCUUGACAGUUAAGAAUGUUAAAAUAUAACUUAAGUAUUCAUGUUGUUGAUGGUGUGGAACCCAAACACUCACAACAGAUGAGCUCUAUUUCCAUGGUUUCCAGUUGGGGGGAAAAAAAAAAUCUAAAUAACAGAACUCAAAAUACAUCGUGUUUGACCAUGGAGGUUCCAUUGUAUUUCUGUUCACCCAAAAGCGAAAAAUAAAAAGUAAAAAAAAGAGGUACGGGUAGAGAUUUCUCAGGUGCUUUGGUUUUGUCUCCAAUUUGUCUCUUCUAAUGAUCCGUCAUUACGGUCUCAAAUGGCAAAAAUCAAUCCAACAGCUCUUUCAAUUGAAUAUUGGGUGGGUGAGGGGCAUUCAAAAAAAUUGAAUUAUUCUCAAGGAAUUGCUGGUUUUCACCUCCCUCCCUCCCUCUCGCCCCCUCCUUAUAUUAGCUUGGUGGGAGUUUCAUCAGUUAGUAUCACUAAAGUAAAGCUACGUUUACACUCUGUUAUCGACGGCCGCACCUGCCCUAUUUACCUUAGUAGGCCAGACUGCUUGGGAGCACUUUUCUGGCCUCAGUAAAGCCAUAUGAAGCUUCUCUGCUGGGCUCAAGAGUCGGCAUCAGCGCGGGGGGGGGGGGGGGGGGGGGGGAUGUUGUGUUUUCUGUUAGUAACUACUUUUCACAAAUCCAUCAUUUUUGUACGACCAAAAUGUGAACAAGAGUCGUUCAUUGACAUACAGAUGGCGCGGUCUCUCCGGCUAGCUAGCUAGCUAGCUACCUCUCUCUCUGUCACACAAACACUCAUUCAACAUUAACUGUGAAAAACAGGUAAUGCCAAGGCUGCUUUUGUCCUUUAAUUACACACAUGGCAAGAGAAGAGUUGUAGCUGGCAAGUGUAAGAUGACAGGGGAUAAACCUUCCUGUACGGACAGACAGCCUGGAAAUUGGGUGAUCCCUGUGAUGAACCGUCAGGUUUAUUUGCUCCCCCUCGUUUUAGAAAUUAUGUUACCUCAUUCACUGACACCGGGUCACCACACCUGCAUGUUUGGCCCUCCGGUCCGCCCGCGUUUUCUUAUAACUGCGACAUUCUUUUCACGAUGGCUUGAAAAGGGGCUGUUAGAAACAAAGUGUAAACGUAGCAGAACCAUCCAGGCCUCCUUCUUUUUUCUACUUUUUAGUGAUUAACAAGACAUAAAGGUCAAAGAGCACUUCUCCUGUGCUCGUGGGGUUUUGUGUGUGCGUGUGUCCGUGUGUGUUUUCUUUUCCUCGGAAGAAAUAGCAGAUUAACAUAACAUUCCUGACUUGAACAACACAGGUCAUUCAAGCGCAUGAAUUCCAAAUACCACGCAAACACACUCGCGCACCCCCCAAGUACCAGAAUGUUCCUUAAAGUGGAAAGCUGUGAUUUCGCCAUAUAUCUGUGUAUUUCUUUAUUUAUAUAAAACGUUUGACUUUGUUGGCACAGCGCAGCAUCCUUUGUACACUGUCCAUUAGUGAAAAUAAACAACUAUUACUGUUAUA
Messenger RNA from Hippocampus zosterae (dwarf seahorse), 4122 nucleotides. Its product is annotated as somatomedin-B and thrombospondin type-1 domain-containing protein. The record is from RefSeq and is a predicted model, not a curated record. The transcript is spliced from 5 exons. The coding region runs from base 244 to 1041 and encodes 265 amino acids. Lineage: Eukaryota; Metazoa; Chordata; Actinopteri; Syngnathiformes; Syngnathidae.